GCACUUUCUUUUAGGUGUUUGUGAGUGCCACAUCUCCGGAUCUCAACGUGACACUUUAUUCAUCUAUUGAGAGUGACUUUAUCGUUCUUCAAAAAUUAAACCGUGAAUUGGAGUAUACUUUGAGUAAUAAGUUUUACAUUUUAAAUUUCUUGGUAAUACUUGUCAGACAUAUUUGCGUAAAAGCUGCACUGAAAUGUCUCGUUAAAAACCAUGGUCGUGAAUUCCCAGCGAGAUGCUUUGGCUCAUACUUUGCGUCGUGGAUGCUUUUGUGGCCUCUUUUGAGGUGAGUGUCCCUCAUAAGCAUUUGGUGGCAAUACGGGGUCAUCCAGCUGUACUGGGCUGUAAGUUCACUCCUGAUUCCGACCUCUCUGACUUGGUUGUUACCUGGCAGCGGCACGAGGAUUCACGGGUCAUCCACAGUUUCUAUUAUCAACAGGAUCAAUUGGACAGGCAGAGUCCAGAAUACCACAAUCGAACCUCACUGUAUAUUUCAGAGCUUGGAAAAGGAAACGCCUCUCUAAAAAUAGCAGCAGUAAAGCCGAAAGAUACAGGCUGUUACAUGUGCAUAGUGAGCAACGCCAAGGGAUCGGACAAAGCAAUAUUAGAUGUGACCUAUGGAGCUCUUUACUCGGAACCCAGGUUGAGCAUUCAUGUGAACCCCACUACAGUGACAGUUCAGUUUGAGACGGAGGGAUUCCCUAAACCUGAGGUGAGCUGGCUGGGGGAACAGGGUCAAAACCUUAGUCAUCACCUGGAGCUCUAUGACCAGACAGAAGAUGGACUUUAUUCCAUGAAGAGCAGCUAUGAUGUCCAGAAACCAGUGAUUAAUGUUACAUUUACACUAAAGAACCACCUCCUCAACCAGAACCUUCAGAGGCAUGUGAUCAUCAGUUAUGAUGAGGACAAGGCCACAAGUCAAGUGAUCAUUGCAGUUAUUAUCCUCUCCAUGGUUUGCUUUCUCCUAAUUAUUGGCAUUUUGUUAACAGUGUGGAGGCGAAACAAGCAGGGAUAUUCCUUGUGAUGAAUCAGUACAGUUAGUAAUUGUUGUUGGAGCUGUGGCCUAGCGGUUUGGGUACAUGCUUUGCCGUGUUGCUAGUUGUCAUUUAUCUGAUCAUUUCCAGAUCCUGUCCACCCCUCUACACUCAUCAUUUCCUAUCCUUUCUAUGCUGUUCCUAUAAGUAACAAAAAAAGUUGUAAAAAAAAAAAAGAUUGUUAAUCAUUGGCAGGUCUCAUUGUGUUAUAACUGAAUAGUACACACCAGCAAAGUUAAUAAAUGGUCAAAUACAUUUACGUAUGGGUGUGUGCCGAAAUACAUUUAAGAUAUUUAAAUCAUUAUGUAAUGCUGUACCUUUUUGAACACAUUUUCAGGGUGAAGUUUAAGCACAAGUUCAGGUCACAGACAGGUACCAUUGUUAUAAUCUGUGUUGAGUUUACUGUCUCGCAGCUGCCGGAUCUCUUGGACUAUGAUCUGUCCUGUUACAUAUGUUGUGGCUUAACCAUGCUCAGAUUCAGAGAAAAUGGAAUGAGACCAAUUUAUAAUGUAAAUGUGACUUGACAAUGAAAAAACUUUGAAGCCCUUUUGUUUUGUUUUUUAGUUGCAGUGUUGAGUUUUGGCUUUGUAGGGCAUUUUAUAUUUCACAGUUGUUGUUGUUUUUUUUAUAAUUAUGAAUGCCAUCAUAUAAAAUAAUUUAUUUAAAACAGAAUCAACUACCCUUCAACCACAAGGAAUACAGUCCGAACAUUUAGAUUUUUUUAAUUAAAUCUAAUAUUUGUAUCUAUUACAAUAAACAUGAUUCCAUACUAUGGGGAACCAUUUUUUUUAUUAUUAUUAAAAAAUAUAUAUAUAUAUAUAUAUUACCUACAAUAACAUUGGUAAUGCACUGAAACAAAUUUUUUUUUAGAGAAAAAAAAUAUAUUUGUGUACAAUGUUUAGAAACUAUGUACAUUUAUUCUGACCUCUGCACUUCAGUGUUGUCCUGUUAGAAUAGUAUUUGCAGUAUUACCUGUUGUCAGUGUUGACACAGUGUACAAGUUAACAAAAUUCUGUAUUCUAAAGGCUUGUGCUUGGCUUUUACCAGUGUCUUGUAUCCUAGCAAUAAAUUCUAUGGGAGACA
Messenger RNA from Myxocyprinus asiaticus (Chinese sucker), 2114 nucleotides. RefSeq names its product CD276 antigen-like. The record is from RefSeq and is a predicted model, not a curated record. NCBI's taxonomy places the organism in Eukaryota, Metazoa, Chordata, Actinopteri, Cypriniformes, Catostomidae. The coding region runs from base 233 to 1021 and encodes 262 amino acids. Gene Ontology annotation, biological process: negative regulation of T cell proliferation; immune response; positive regulation of T cell proliferation. Gene Ontology annotation, cellular component: external side of plasma membrane. The transcript has 4 exons.